GUUACCAAGUCUGAUAUGUUCUUAAGCUCGCCUCUCCGCCAACUACACCCAAAAAGUAGACGACCCACAUCUAGCUCAAGAUUAUGGCCACCGCGGGAAUCAAGCCAUCCACCAUGCGCGCUGUCCAGUACAGCCGCUACGGUGGCGGCGGGGCGUCUCUGAAGUUUGUGGAGAUCCCCGUGCCGUCACUGAAGAAGGAUCAAGUUCUUAUAAAAGUAGAAGCGGCAAGCCUGAAUCCGGCGGAUUCUAAGGUUCAGCGAGGGCUGUUGCGUCCUUUUGUCCCAAGAUUUCCAUUUAUUCCAGUUACUGAUGUAGCUGGAGAGAUCGCGGAGGUCGGCUCUGCAGUAAGCGAGUUCAAAGUUGGUGAUAAAGUUGUGGCUGCACUGAAAUUCUGGAAAGCUGGUGGACUCGCCGAGUAUGUAGCAGCAUCCGUGAGCCUCACCGUGCUACGCCCGGACGGCGUGUCAGCCGCCGAAGCCGCCGGGCUGCCCAUGGCCGGUCUCACGGCUCUCCAGGCCCUGAAAGUGAUUGGGACACAGUUCAACGGCACGGGCAUCGGCAGCAACAUCCUGAUCACGGCGGCGUCCGGUGGCACCGGCACUUACGCCGUCCAGCUCGCCAAGCUCGGGAACCACCACGUCACGGCCACCUGCGGCGCGCGCAACGUGGAGCUCGUCGCGAGCAUCGGCGCCGACGAGGUGCUCGACUACAAGACCCCCGAAGGCGCCGCACUAAAGAACUCCUCCGGCAAGAAGUAUGACUACAUCGUCAACGGCACGAAAGACGGCAAGUGGUCGGCGUUCAAGCCUAGCCUCAGCAGCCGUGGCAAAGUCGUGGACUUGGCUCCCAACUUUGGAAACGUUAUUGCGUGGAUUCUGACGAAGUUCACCAAGAAGAAAAUGUCCGUUUUCCUGAUGUCUCUGACGAUGGGGGAACUGAGGUUUCUGCUUGAGCUGGUGAAGGAAGGGAAGCUCAAGACGGUGUUCGACUCACGGCAUCCAUUCGAGAAGGCGGCGGACGCAUGGGACAAGUGCUUGAGCGGCCACGCGACGGGGAAGGUUAUAGUUGAGAUUUGAUCAUGUGAGGUGCAAUGUUCGUUCCUGCAUUUGUCUCCGACAUGUGAGUGUCACGGAUGUACUAAGUUUAUACUUCAGUGUUGAUUUCUGUUGUUAUGGCUGUCAUGUACUUUAUUGCUUUUGUACUGUAUACGGAAAACAAGGAUCGCCUUCUUUCUGAGAAGUGAUAUUUCUUCUGAAAUGAAAAGAUUUUUUUCUUUUUUUGGAAA
Lolium perenne is the source of this 1285-nucleotide messenger RNA. RefSeq names its product chloroplast envelope quinone oxidoreductase homolog. NCBI's taxonomy places the organism in Eukaryota, Viridiplantae, Streptophyta, Magnoliopsida, Poales, Poaceae. Gene Ontology annotation, molecular function: oxidoreductase activity. The record is from RefSeq and is a predicted model, not a curated record.